CCUUCCCAACACAGAGACAUAGAAUUUCUUCCAAGACAUCCUAUAACCAAUACCAUCCAUUUUACCUUCUUAUAUUGUUCCAUACUCCAUCACACACAUCACCAUGUCCAUGGAUCGCCACCGCACACCGUGGCAGAUGAAGCCCAACGACGCACGGGUCGUCGGCAAGGCCGAAUCGUCAGGCGCCGGAGAUUUGUCGUUCCCUCGCACGUUCGAUGAUUUCUCCCUCCUCGAGAGCGGCCUUCGCAGAAGGAAUCGCGUCAGCAAUAUGGGUGGUGGAAACGACAAUUUCAAGUAUCGAGCAAAGGCCGGGAAGUCCGUCGAUCCGCAGUUGCUAGCUGUGUUGGAGUUCUUCAGGGAGCUAUACGCUCGGAGGAGGGACUUGUUCAAGGAGCUGUUUCCGAAGCUUCACGACGAGUUCGCCGAGUUCUCCAAGAGGCUCGAGGAUUUGUUGUUUCGCGAGGAGAAGGAAAGGCUAGCAGAUCGACUGAGGCGGAGCCUGAGCGUCGGAUCGCCGAGAACGACUUCUAGAGAGAUAGGAGGCGGUGAUUUGCCCUUGAAGCUCGAGAGGUUCAAAGUGAGGACGGUGGAUUUAGAUGACGACGAUGCUCCAACAGCAGGGGGCGGCGGUGGAGGUCAAGGCGGUGGGCAAGGAGGAAAGGGUGGUACGAAGUCUUCCGGUGGAUCCAAAGCCAAGUGACUUUUAUUUUGUUCUCAAUUUUUUUUUUUUUUUGGUUAUUUUGAAUCGAUGGAGAAGAUUUUAUUCGGACAUGU
This is a messenger RNA of Rhodamnia argentea, 774 nucleotides long. RefSeq names its product inhibitor of growth protein 1 homolog. NCBI's taxonomy places the organism in Eukaryota, Viridiplantae, Streptophyta, Magnoliopsida, Myrtales, Myrtaceae. The record is from RefSeq and is a predicted model, not a curated record. The transcript has a single exon. The coding region runs from base 104 to 700 and encodes 198 amino acids.